Messenger RNA from Acanthosepion pharaonis, 1470 nucleotides. Lineage: Eukaryota; Metazoa; Mollusca; Cephalopoda; Sepiida; Sepiidae. The record is from the annotation of a GenBank genome assembly.
AUGGCAGACGCGAAAACUGUUCAAAACCGGAACCCUACAUUUCUACCUUUCCUCUCUCUCUCUCUCUCUCUCUCUCUCUCUCUCUCUCUCUCUUGCACACACUAUGUCUCUCUUUCCCAUCGUUUUUUCUCUUCUACUCUUCCUCACUUUCUUCCCUAUCCUUCUUACUUACUCGCCCUUUCUUUCUUUCUUUCUUUCUUUCUUUCUUUCUUUCUUUCCACCCAUCGAUCUUUUCUUUUUCUUUAUGUUUGUCUUUCUUUCAUUUAUUUUCGUUCUAUUCAAAUCAUCUUUUAUCCCCGUCCUUUUAAUGAAAUUCUUUCUUUCUUUCUUUUUCUUUGUCUUUCUUUCAUUUAUUUUCGUUCUAUUAAAAUCAUCUUUUAUCCCGGUCCUUUUAAUGAAAUUCUUUCUUUCUUUUUCUUUGUCUUUCUUUCAUUUAUUUUCGUUCUAUUCAAAUCAUCUUUUAUCCCCGUCCUUUUAAUGAAAUUCUUUCUUUCUUUCUUUCUUUUUCUUUGUUUUUCUUUCAUUUAUUUUCGUUCCAUUCAAAUCAUCUUUUAUCCCCGUCCUUUUAAUGAAAUUCAUUCAUUCUUUCUUUCUUUCUUUCUUUCUUUCUUUCUUUCUUUCUUUUCUUUGUCUUUCUUUCAUUUAUUUUCUCCCUGUCUCUCUCACACGCUCGGUUUCUCUCUUUCUCUCCCACUUUUUCUCCUUUCCUGGCUUCUUCUUUACAUUCCCUUACUUUACUCUCUCUCUCUCUCUCUCUCUCUCUCUCUCUCUCUCUCUCUCUCUCUACCUCACUCACUCUCUUUUUCUCGUUCAAUUUUUUCCUUUACUAAUUUAACGUUCUGCGCCCCUCUCUCUUCUUCAUUCCCUUUUCAUCUUUUACUCUCUCUCUCUCUCUCUCUCUCUUCCUUUCUGUCACUCUUUCUUCUCUCUUUUUCUUCUUCUACUCUCCUUCAAUGUUCUCUCUAUUUCUUUCACUCUCUCUUUCUCUCUCUUCUACUCUCCUUUAUUUCUCUCUCCCAUAACACUCCCUCACUUUCUGUUCUUUUUCUCUCCCCCCCCUUACUCUCCCUCUCAUCCAUCUUUCGUCUUUUACUCUCCCUUUCUCUUUCUCUCUUUCUUCUUUUUCUCUCUCUUUUUUCUCUCUUUCUUUUUUUCUCUCUCUCUCUCUCCUUCUUCCUCUCUCUCCCUCAAUAUAUAUUUAAUCUGUUAAUAUCUAUCUAUAAUUCUUUUGUCUCCGUUUUUUAUAUCUAUUUAUGGAUCCCUGACCCGAAGAAAUUGUCUUCUUUUACUCCAUCUCUGAAUGCGAUACGAACAAAUUUUAAUGCGAGGAAAACUGCUUCUGGCAGCGGGGGUCCUCUGGAGUGGAUUCCCCUACCACUGUUGAUGCCUUCCCCAUUGAUCUCCGUCAGCAACUCUCAGAAUUCGUCUGCUGGACAUCGUCUCUGUUGCUUCAAGCCUCCUCUUAAUUAA